AGUGAAACCUUCCUCAUAUUGCUUAGCACUUCCUUUAGUAUCGGCAGUACCUGUCAAGUCAGGAGGUAAGACAAUCUGUUUAAAGAGAAACUGAACUUUUUUGAUUACAUAAAAUCAAUUUAGGGGUUUCAGCUGUGUUACAAUAUUACAUAGACAGUAAACUUCCUCUGUUCAGGGGAUAUAACUAACCUGCAAUUAUGGUAGAUUGUUAUGCUGGGAGUGCAUUUAAGAAGUUUAAUUUUGUUUUCUGUUUCUCAAAGAAAUAAUCUAAGCACCAUAACCACUAAGGCCUGUUGUAGGGUCUAUGUUGAUCGACGUUUCAUGACACCCCCCUAUUGUAAAAAAUCUAAUUGUUUUACCGGGAUCCAUUGAGCACUGCUCCCCGCCUCCAUUACUUCCUUUGGAGAGAGGGAAGCUCUAUCUGAGCUAAGCGUGGUGAUAUAGCUUCUUAUCUCAUUGGCUGAGAGUGAUGAGCUGACUCUCCCAGCCACUGAGCUAGCCCUGCUAAAAAGGCUCCUGUAAACUUUUGGCUCUCCAUAGGAAGCAGGAAGCAGCGCCCAGAGGUUUGACUACUUACACUGGGGGCACUCCUGGCACCACAAACACUACAGUGCUCUGAAGUAAUUAUGGUGCUUGGAGUUUUUCUUUAAACACUUGGGUGUAUUCACUAAACAGGGAGCUGACAACAACAUUGAUCACAUAUAAGGAUGAAGUAGCUAGGGUGGAAAGCAAUGUUAAUUUGAGUAUUGUCUUUAAAGGAACACUAUAGCGUUAGGAAUACAAAUAACCAUUUAUUAAUUAACCCUUUAUUUGCUUACCUUAAUCCAGUGCUGGGCUCCCUCGGCACUCGUGACCUCUCCUCCUCCAUCGACAUCAGCUCCCAAGUGGAGCUGAAUACGCAUGGGCGGCCAGAGGCGUGCGCGCAUUCAAACCCGCCCCUACGAAAGCACUACUCAAUAUACACCAAAUAUCAAAACUGUAGCUAAAAAAAGUCAAAUAAAUAACACAAUGAGGUUUAUUUACUAAACUAUUAAUUAAAAUCAGCUAAAAUUUGAAAGGCAAUAUUUAGGCUAAAAUAGCCCACCUGUGAUAAGGAUAUAACAUAUUAUUUGGGAGUACACCCGGAACGUGUAUUAUUUAAUAAUGGUGAAGCUAAAGCUUUAAAUCGACAAAGUAAGUUUAUACAUAGUACGCCAUUAUAGCUCAGCAUACACAGAGAAAAUCUUUCAAGUUUUUUUACAAACACACUUUCAAUGAUAUUACAUAAUAACCUAUCUCUGUUCUGUAUACACUUUGGAAAUUUCCGUCUCUGACGCAGCCACUGUUCAAUAUUCUCUGUGUAUAUAAAUAUAUACACCCCGCCCUCUACACACAAAUGCUGCAGGGUAGGUGUCAAGGACAAUUCUUGGGUUGCAUGGAGUAAAUGAUAGGCGGGUAAGCCGCCAAACACCCGUUUUAUCACUAUGCCCACUGACAAUGACCCAACUAUAAUUCAUAACAAUAAAGCAAUACAACCAUAUAAUACAAUAUAAAUAACGUAACACAUAACACAGCCACCAAGGGCAUCAUUUGCCAUAAUUUUCCAACUUAAAUUGUACACACCCAGGGUCUGAGCCACUGAGAAGCUCGAUACCAAUAUAACUACCAAUAUCCAUUCUGAACGCAUUACUGUUUUUCUUAAACUGCAGUCUGCACCUAACCAGGAUCGGUGCUGCCUGAUGAUCCUAUCUCACCUGAUGUUACUCAUACUCUGAGUAUUUUUUUUACCUUACCUCUUCUAGACUGUAAGCUUUUCUGAGCAGGAUCCUCUAUAACCUCUUGUGUCCGGUUAACAUUUGUUGUUAUAUAUCUUCUCCUGUUAUAUCUUCACAUUAAUAUUGUAAGGUGCUUUGGAAUAUGUUGGUGCUACAAAAAUGUCAAUAAUAAUAAUGAUAAUAAUAAUGUUAAUAAUAAUAAUAAUAAAAAAAAAUGAUGAUAUCCACCAUGGGUAACCCAGCCAACAGAUUGCCCCUACCUUGUUUAGGUGUCUGGAUUGGCUGUUCAAUGUAAAUCAAGGAGUGCUAGUGCUCUGUUUAUUGCAGAAUGAAAGAAUUACUUUCAUUUUUGAGAGCAAGGGCAAUAACACUAGAAAUGGUUAUAUUAUAGAGAUUAUUGCAAUAGAUAUAGCAUGUCGGUUUAAUGAGCAACUUCUGGUUUAAAGGAACACUCUAUGCAUUAUAACCACUUAAAGUGGUUAUAGUAUCUGUAAACCGCUGACGCUGUCCAUUUAUUUAAUGUUAAACUGAUUUUGGACUGUUUAGCAUUGACUUAUGAUCCCCCAACUCCCAGCCAUUCUGUGCGGCUUAGCCUAAUGCUUGCAUUACCCCAAGGUGCGAUGGUUGGUAGUGAUAGGCUGAGUGUCAGCUGACCACUCUGCCUAUCACAGCUGCUCAUUGCAAGUAUGAAUUGGUAUGGCUACGGCAGAACCUAAUUUGUGGGGCCCAGGCUUUGUGUGGAAAGGUACCUUUGAAAACCGUGUAAAACUAUUGGAAAUUGGACUUAGGGAUAGUGAGAGCUCUCGGCACUAUAACCAUUUGAAUGAGAUGAAGUUGUUAUGGUGUCUAGUGUGCCAAUUGUUGUGGACUGGCUGCUAAAAUUAAAAAUUUAGAUGUGGAACACAUUCUUAUUUACUUGGGUGCAUUCGUUAAACAUUUUUCAAAAUAUUGAUUUGAAAAACGUCUUGGUUUAACCAAAACUUUUACCAAACAUAACUGGCCUAAAUUUUGAAAGUUGACAGAACUGUUGAAUACAGAAACUCAUAUGUAUAAAUCCAUGGCAAUAUAUUUUGACAGUUUGGUACACAAUGCCGUGCAGAAAUUUAAUCCACGCUGCCCAGUCUUAAUCCCUCAAUAGUGUCUUUUGCUGCUUUAUUUAUUCUGUGCUCUCAAUACAUUUUUCUAUCAGACAAGUCUACAUUGACUGUAGGAAUUAGUAUGAAUGGCCAAUGUAACGUGUGUGUGUGUGUAUGUAGCUGUAGCAACUAUAUUAUUAAAAUGUAUAUAUCAUUAUGGUAUAUCUAAAGGAAUCAAAAAUAAGCAACACUCUUUGAAAAUAAGAAUAAUAAAAAAAUGCUUCUUAUUCAUGGUAGGUCUAAAUAUCUGUUUAGGUAACUGUCUCCCACUUACCUCCGGUUAAAAAGGGGAUUUUACCAGUGCAGCGUGGGCCGGUCGCAGCUGGCCAUCUCCCUGCUUUGCUCCCUUGACUGAGAUCAUCAAAUUUGAAAAUCUCAGCCAAUCCAAUACUUUCCCAUAGCGCAUCCAUAAGGAGGGCCUUAGGGAGCACCAGCCCGGGGGACGUUAGAUUAGAGUGACCGCCAGGAGGGAAGCACACAGCUCUCCCCCCUACCAGUCACUCAGAGUAGAGUGGCCGGGCAGAGAGGACCGCGGUGCAGGACGCUUUUGAUAAGAUACACUAAAGGGGGUAAGACAUUUAAAAGAGAUAAGUCACAAAAGGAGGUUAAGAGACACACAGGUGAAGAUGUUUUUUUAUUUGUAGGGGGGGAAUCAUCUUCACCUGUGUACCCAAAAAUCCUUGCAGGGGGGCGGGGCUGGGCCGCCGAGCCGCAUGGCAGCAGACUAUCAGGGCUCCCGGCCCAAACAAAUUAAUCGGUAUCUGAAAUGAGCACAGAAGGCCUGAAGACAGGAUUGCCCGCUAUAAUAAUGGGGAGGAGGACAUCAGCUCUACAAAGACACCAAUCAGACCCGUAAAGGGGGCUGUAGGCACCAUAAAGGACCCCUAAGGCCUACCCGGGAUCAUAAAACCAGACCCGGGUGACCGUGGGACGGCCAGAACACAUGCCGAUUCUAAAGAGACAGCAACUUACUCUGGCAACGGAAGCUGCCGGAUCGGGGCACGGCCCCGCUCCCCCCCCGGCCGUGCCCCGACUGUAAAUAUGUACAGUCUGUGUAAAUAAGAUACAUUAUUCUUGUUAUAAAUUGCAUUUUUGUUGCAUACAUUCUUAUUAGUAAGUCCCAUGAAUUUUUUUUAGAACAGCCCCGCCCCUGGCCAUACCCCCACUCACAUCUCUCACAUACACCCCUAAAAUUGAAGUGCUCCUUUUUGUCAAUUUGAAAUAAUGCGGGUUUGUGAAUGGGUUAUAUAAACUGUUACAUUAUAUUGCAAUUUAACAAUAGGGUAUUAAGCUAAUAGCUUGUACAUUGCUCAAGUCAAAGAAGGUUAACCAGUGGUAAGAUUGAUACGGUGCUAUAUAUAACUCCAAUUUGUGAGUGAUAUAUGAAAAAUAUGUAUAUAUGGCAGUUAUAAAAAAAUAGUUAAAGCUGUUUUCUACUACUGUUACGAUCAAUUCAGUAAUUUUUUAAAAUUUGCUGUAAAGAAUAUAGGAUGAAUGUUCCGGGUAGCAUUAGUGAGGUCGUGUAGCCUCUGGCAAAAGCGGCACUGUCAUGCCAAACUUACCUUUUCCCAAUCGCUCCAACUUCUAUUCCUCUUUCCUACUCUGUCUUUGUUCUUUUCAUUUCCCAGCUAUUUCUAACUAAUAACAUUAGACAAUGUAGGGACUACUUUUUCUUCUGUAUAUUUCCUGAGCUUGACUUUUUUUUUUUUUUUUUAAAUCAAGGAGGCGCUUAAGUAAGCGGAACUUCCUGUUUCAAAGAAAGUUUUCCUUCAAUACUAACUUCUCCUCUGUAUUCUCGUGUUGCAUCGUUUCGCCACUUCCAAACGUCCUGCCAUGUACACUAAAUUACUGAAUUUCUUCCGAACAGAAUGUCGUAAUUAUUGUAAAAUAAUCCCCCCUCCCCCCUAAAUCCAAUAAAGGUGGACCAGGCACAGGUCCCCCAUGCCCCUAACAUGGUGCACCUAUUAAAUAAUUAACGGGGGGACCCCCCAGUCCCCAUCCAUUAGCACUGGUAGGGGCUCUAAGUGAUAAUGGUUGUGACCUGUUGUCCCCCUCAGCCACCAUCCAUUAGCGGCAGUUGGAAUGGAGGCAACACGAGAACAUGGAGGAGGGGUGAGUAUUGGGUGAGAAGUUCAGCUUACUCCUCCUUGUGCCAAAAAAAGUCAACAGUAGGAACUAUAUACAAGACAAAGUAGUCCAUACUUUGUCUUAUGUUUUUUGUUAGAAAUAGCUGGAAAAUUAAAAGAAGAAAGACGAAAGGAAGAGAAGAGGAAGUGAUUGGGAAAAGGUAAGUUUGGUGUGACAGUGCUGGUAUAAGCUCAGUUUUGUGAAAACUCUUAAGUCUCCAUUAGUUUGUGCUAUGUAAGUUUGCAUUUCACAUCUUUUCCAACAUCUACUGAUGAAUCAGUUACAUACGACUGCCAUGAGCUGUAGUGACCAAUGUAAAGGAACUUUAAUGAGGAAAAGGUCAGAAGACUAACUUGAGUUAGUCUAACACAUCAGUUGAUAUUUAGUCUGCAGGGAAAAACCCUGCAGGUAAAUAUUUUCUCUUCAUGGUCUAUUAGUUUGUAGUCUUCUCUGGUAUGCAAAUAAUCUUAUUGAUUGUUCUUCCAUACAACAUUCUGAUACUCAACAAGUUUUUUUCCCCUUGAUCUCAGAACCUUAACGGAACACUCUACUGCAAAUGUUGUUAUAUAUCUUUUUUAACAAUUUAAAUGAACACUAAAGGCACACAGACCCCUUCAUCGCAAUGUGCAGCUGAGAACAUUGCCAUUCUCCAGGUACAGGAAUGCUUUCAAUACAGGGAUCUAUGGCUCUUAGUGGCUUCUAUCCACCAGUUUUAAAGUGCUGAUUUCUUUUGGAAUCUGCACUUUUAUAAACUGUAACAAAUAUGACAGACUCUAGCAAGCUGACUUGCUUUAUGUGUCUGCAGUGUUCCUUUAAUGAAAAGUUAUUUCAUUAUUUUAAGGUUCAGCAACAUACAAAUCUUGCUGGACUUCACUUAUAUAUGUAUAUUUAUAGUUUCUCUGAGCUGAACUUCCUGUGAGUUGUAAUCCCCAAAUAGUGUAAGAGCUGGAGUUACCAAACAGUGUUUAUCCUCCCAGUUCCCUUUUUUUCUAUUUAAAAGGUAACAUACAUGUAAAUUAAACACGGGAAGCCUACCUAACACAAUGGCCAUUUUAUGAUUUGCGGAUGAGGUAUAUUCUAUGUUAAUUUUUCAAUUAAACUUUUAUCGUUCAGAUAAAUAUCAGAGGAUUGAAAUGUUUGAGUCUACAUGGUAACGUUUCUCUUGCAAUAUUUAAAAGACGUUCUGAAAUAUUUGCAUAAAAGCAGAAGUCCUUUUUGUUUUUCUUACAAACUGUAGGUAUGACAAAUUUGUGUAAGUAUAUAAAUGGACCAAUACACAGCUUAAAGGUAUUUGUGAUGAAUUUAAUUAGUAGGAAUACAACUGGGAAUGUAUCAAGAAUAUAAGAUAUCUUAUGCUAGUAUAAUGUCCACAUACAGUAACUAAGCUGGUCACAUGGGCGUCCGCAGGAAUUUUUCCGGGGGGGGGCAUAAUUGUAAUGACAUCCAUGCUUGGCACUUUUUGACAGUGUCAUGAAAGGGAAGGGGCAUAGCCAUUAUCACAUAAAGCCAGGUUGAAUAGCGUUUUCACAACUAUGGUGUCAGGAAUAUAUGUUUGUAUUCCUGACACUAUAGUGUUCCUUUAAACAAAUUAAAGGACCAUUCUGGUCACCAUAACAACUUCACCUAAAUGAAAAUGCUAUGAUGCCAGGAAGCCCCUGGGUGCUCGCUUUCCUUUAAGGGGUUAAAUCACUCUCAAAUGGUUUAACCCCAAAGGCUUCCUCCAGCUCCAGGUCGCUCAGUGGUAUUUGGCUUCUGAAACGGAGUGUCAGGAAGUGCAGAUUGACGUCAGGCAUGGGUGCCGCUGAUUGGCUAGUGUGGACAGUUGACACUCUAAGCCAAUCGCUAGUUCCCGGUUCAUAAAAUAUUUUUACUUUUUUAUGAAUAGGGAGCUACUGAUUGGCUUAGAGUGCCAGCUGACCACUCUAGCCAAUCAGCAACACCCCUACCCAACGGCACUCUGUGCUUCCUGACACUCAGUAAAUAAAAGUGAACACAUUAAUACUGAUAAUUUUUUUACCUGGGGAGAUGAGAAAGUCCAGCGUUUCCCUGCCUGGCCCAGGUACCAAAGCCUUAUGAUGUGGUGUCCAGAAUAAAGUGGAGGGUACACUUCAUUUGUCCUUCCUGCUCCAAUCUCCUUUUCCUCUCCUUCAUUUGACAGUCUUUUUUUUUCUUCUGACACUGUUUUCUAUCCUUGGCCCCUUUUGCUCUUUUACCUUUCUGCUACUUUCUGCUUAUUUUGCGCCCUUCUGCUCCUUUCUCAUUCUGAUCCCUUUCUGCUCCUUGCAGACCCUUUCUGCUCCAUUUUCUACUUUACCUUUGUGCUCCUUCUGAUUCUUUCUGCUCCUUUACCUUUGUGCUCCUUCCUGCUCCUUGCAGGACCUUCCUGCUCAUUCUCCUAUUUUACCUUUGUGCUCCUUCUGCCCCUUCCAGCUCAUUUCUGACCCUUUCUGCUCUUUCUACUUUACCUUUGUGCUGCUUUACCUUCCAGCUCCUUGCUGACCCUUCCUGUUCAUUUCUGUUCCUUCUCCUACUUUACCUUUUGUGCUCCUUGCUGUCCCUUCCAGCUCCUUGCUGGCCCUUCCAGCUCCUUGCUGUCCCUUCCAGCUCCUUGCUGUCCCUUCCAGCUCCUUGCUGCCCCUUUCUGCUCCUUGAUGUCCCUUCCUGCUCAUUUCUGUUCCUUCUCCGGUAUUGCAGUUCAUUUUUCAAUCACACGAAAAAUAGCAGCACAAGCUGAAAAAUCCAGGGGGGGCCCCCCCCUGCGGACGCCCAUGGCUGGUCAUUGAGAAGUAGUUAAUGCUUAAUGACUUUAUUCCCCGCCUCCUCCUUGGCUGCUAUAAUGCUGCUGUAAAGUUUAACCUACAAAAAUGGUUGUGGAAUGUGGGAGAAAGGACAUUGGCUACCAUUUACAGAAGGAAACCCUGGCCAAGGAAUCUGUUUCUGUGCAUUGUAUAAAACUGCACUGGAAUAGUGAUUUAACUAACACUAUUUCCUUUAUAUAUUUCAGGUUCAUUUCAAAAUGGCUGUAGAGCCAAAUGGUGCUAAAAAGACCUCAUAUGGACAAUUAUGAAGUAUUUAUCAUGACUUUCCCACGUAUGCUUUUCCAUUGGUUGCCAGAGGAACUGGAUAAUCAGAGGAAAACAUGAUUUUACAUUUUUGCAAAGACAUAUGCAAAUUAUUUUACAUGAACUAUGGAAUCUGAAUCAAACAUGGAGCUGCAUAUGUCAAGACAUGAAGACUUCUGACUGUAAUCAAUCUAAUUCCAUACAGUAUGAGGAUUAAUAUAUAAAUAUGAAGAGUAUAAAUGAAUUUAAAACACAAUAAUCAGGAGAAAAAUCACCAAAUGAUGAGUUUUACAAGAUGGAAUUUCUUCAUGACAGGAAUGGGGAUUUUUACCUUUUUGUUUGACGUUGGAGUAGAUCUAUGGAUAGCGAUGAAAUAUUUUCAGCAAGAACUUCAUCUUUAUGGUCUAUUAACAAUUUUUUUCAUUCUUGUCGGUGCAAUAAUAAUUCAGGUGUUUAGCUACACAUGGUUUAAGGAUGUUGAGAAAGACAGCAGGAAAUUAACAUGGAUACUUGUUGUCCAUCUCUUUCUAUCAGGAAUAUUCGUUAGGUAAGUUCAUGAUAAUAUGAUCACUGCUGGUAUAAGGAAAUCACAGGGAGAGUGGCGUUGGGGGCUGGGGGUGGAUGGAAAAGCCCUUCUAGCUGAGAGGUGUGCCCAAUAAUGCAAUCUGACCAAGUUUAAAAUGAGUUUAUAAAAGUUUAUUACAUACUUCUCGAAAUUUCCUUUAUUUUGGUUUGUAUAUUUGUUUAAAAGUGUUUGCUCUUGCAAUGACCAUUUAAGUGUAAGCUGACCUGCCACAUCAAGUAACUUGUUUUUUUGGUUUUAUUUUAUUGGGGCUGAUGUGUACUAUAGCUGCUGCCCAGGAGAAGUGGGUGCUUGAGCGCAGAGCUUAAUUUUGUAAUUGCUUUUGUAUUACACAGCCAUGUUACGAUGCUGCCCGCCACCCCAUGUGUUUCCUAUUAAGGGUAAAUAAGUGUGUAGGGUUUAGAAAGAUACCCCUCUUUGCCGUAUUAGAAAUUGUUUACCUUUUUAGCAUAAUUAGCAGGAGUAGUGGGCGUUUGAGCGCAGGACUUAAUUUUAUAUGUUUACAUAAGUGAAUAUGCAGGGUUUUAAGCAGAAACACUGCACAUAUAGACUUUUAUCACCAUGACCACUUAUAAAAGCACAAGUGGCCAUUGCAGUUGGAUUAACUCUUUAGGUAACAAAAAGCCAAUGUUGGUUUUCUUUAUGCCAUUAUGGCACAUUUACAUAAUUUUCAAAAAGUGGGGAUGAAUGGAAUGAAUAGUAGUAUAGAGGCUAAUUCUUUAGAAUACCACUCCAAAGUUAAAAACAAAUGUAUCACUUUAACAUUGGAGUGUUUCUUUUUGGGUAAAUUUAGGGCCCACCACUGCUUAACUUUAAUUACAGGGAGUGCAGAAUUAUUAGGCAAAUGAGUAUUUUGACCACAUCAUCCUCUUUAUGCAUGUUGUCUUACUCCAAGCUGUAUAGGCUAGAAAGCCUACUACCAAUUAAGCAUAUUAGGUGAUGUGCAUCUCUGUAAUGAGAAGGGGUGUGGUCUAAUGACAUCAACACCCUAUAUCAGGUGUGCAUAAUUAUUAGGCAACUUCCUUUCCUUUGGCAAAAUGGGUCAAAAGAAGGACUUGACAGGCUCAGAAAAGUAAAAAAUAGUGAGAUAUCUUGCAGAGGGAUGCAGCACUCUUAAAAUUGCAAAAAGCUUCUGAAGCGUGAUCAUCGAACAAUCAAGCGUUUCAUUCAAAAUAGUCAACAGGGUCGCAAGAAGCGUGUGGAAAAACCAAGGCGCAAAAUAACUGCCCUUGAACUGAGAAAAGUCAAGCGUGCAGCUGCCACGAUGCCACUUGCCACCAGUUUGGCCAUAUUUCAGAGCUGCAACAUCACUGGAGUGCCCAAAAGCACAAGGUGUGCAAUACUCAGACAUGGCCAAGGUAAGAAAGGCUGAAAGACGACCACCACUGAACAAGACACACAAGCUGAAACGUCAAGACUGGGCCAAGAAAUAUCUCAAGACUGAUUUUCCUAAGGUUUUAUGGACUGAUGAAAUGAGAGUGAGUCUUGAUGGGCCAGAUGGAUGGGCCCGUGGCUGGAUUGGUAAAGGGCAGAGAGCUCCAGUCCGACUCAGACGCCAGCAAGGUGGAGGUGGAGUACUGGUUUGGGCUGGUAUCAUCAAAGAUGAGCUUGUGGGGCCUUUUCGGGUUGAGGAUGGAGUCAAGCUCAACUCCAGUCCUACUGCCAGUUCCUGGAAGACACCUUCUUCAAGCAGUGGUACAGGAAGAAGUCUGCAUCCUUCAAGAAAAACAUGAUUUUCAUGCAGGACAAUGCUCCAUCACACGCGUCCAAGUACUCCACAGCGUGGCUGGCAAGAAAGGGUAUAAAGAAGAAAAUCUAAUGACAUGGCCUCCUUGUUCACCUGAUCUGAACCCCAUUGAGAACCUGUGGUCCAUCAUCAAAUGUGAGAUUUACAAGGAGGGAAAACAGUACACCUCUCUGAACAGUGUCUGGGAGGCUGUGGUUGCUGCUGCACGCAAUGUUGAUGGUGAACAGAUCAAAAACACUGACAGAAUCCAUGGAUGGCAGGCUUUUGAGUGUCCUUGCAAAGAAAGGUGGCUAUAUUGGUCACUGAUUUGUUUUUGGUUUGUUUUUGAAUGUCAGAAAUAUAUAUUUGUGAAUGUUGAGAUGUUAUAUUGGUUUCACUGGUAAUAAUAAAUAAUUGAAAUGGGUAUAUAUUUGUUUUUUGUUAAGUUGCCUAAUGAUUAUGCACAGUAAUAGUCACCUGCACACACAGAUACCCCCCUAACAUAGCUAAAACUAAAAACAAACUAAAAACUACUUCCAAAAAUAUUCAACUUUGAUAUUAAUGAGUUUUUUGGGUUCAUUGAGAACAUGGUUGUUGUUCAAUAAUAAAAUUAAUCCUCAAAAAUACAACUUGCCUAAUAAUUCUGCACUCCCUGUAUUUUUGAAAAAAGAAAAUGAAACAUACAGAGAAAGAACAGCUGCAAAAAGCAGGUGUAUCUAACUGCAUGAAUCUGGAAAAAAAUAAAUAAGGUUCUCACAAAUAAAACAGAAAAAUAAAAAAUAAUAAAAGUGUAUCUCCUAGUGAUAAUUUAAAAAGAUAGACUAAUGGUAUCCCAUAUUUCUAGUAUAGAGUAUAUAAAUCUAUGUACAAGGUAGGGCACCAGAAAAUGAACUUUAAUAUAUCUUGCUCUACUGUGUCCACUAAAUUAACAAAAAUAUAGAACUAAACCAGGGAAGGGAUAUAACAAUAUAAAGACAAACAAUUACCACAAAAAAUAAUAAUAAUGAAAUACCUAAGAGAGGAAAUACCAAACUAGGUAUAUAUUAUAGCCUAAUACAAAUGUAUAGUCAGAGGAAAUAGAUAUCGUGGAGCUUAGGGUGCCCACGGCAUAUCUAUUAGACAGAGCCAGGUAGAUAGAAAUGAAUAUGACAGGGGAAAAUAACAAAGAGUUGCUUAACAAUGUAGCAGACAAUGUACUAGUCACAAAAAAAGCAACAUAUUAUCCAGUCCCCUAGUAAGUAUAUACUAAUCCAGCUCAAAAAGUGGUAAGAAGGAAAAAGUCUAAAUAAAUAGGUCUAUCUAGUCAUACAUAAGUGUCCACAAAACUUUAUAGUGCCAUAUAGUGAUAAAUGUGGGCAAACCAGUGAAGUCCAAAAAAUCGGACAGAGAAAAACGCCUGACGCGCGUUUCAGUGCUCUUAGUAGCACCUUCGUCAGAGGCAAAACAAGGACUGCUCAGUAUGCGCUUAAAAUACCCCGUUCGUAUCUUCUCCUAACCAAUAAGAAUCCUACCUCUGGCAGAGGGCGGGAUAAACUGUUUCCCGCGCUCUCCACAAAGUGAUUGAUACUAUCGGAGAGAGUGGGGCGGGUAUAUCUAUUACAUUAGCAUAAACUCCUCCCACUUAUCUCCGUGAAUAGAAACACUGUGUAUCAGUGUAUUGUACAUGAAGAGAAGGUUAAAAGGCAGCGUAGACCAUUAGUCUAUGUUUUUAAAUUAUCACUAGGAGAUACACUUUUAUUAUUUUUUAUUUUUCUGUUUUAUUUGUGAGAACCUUAUUUAUUUUUUUCCAGAUUCAUGCAGUUAGAUACACCUGCUUUUUGCAGCUGUUCUUUCUCUGUAUGUUUCAUUUUCUUUUUUCAUAUAUACAAUUUUGGGGUUAGGCCCCUGGAGACCCUUGGAGCCUCCAUUAGGUACUAGGUGGUUUCACCUACACCAUUGGUGCCAUAUUUUGAUAGGCACUGAGUGGUGUGGGUUUUUCCUACCUUUUUUUGUUUCUCCCUGUAUUUUUAAAAACUUUUUUACUCAUUUUUUUUUUCCAGCGGAGAGACUAUCUUUCCACUGCAGCUCCUGACUACACCUGAGAGAUCAUCAAUACUGUUAAUCUCUGUGUCAGUCAAAUAAUCCUCAUAGAAAAACUUUGGAGACAUAAGGAGCAUGAGCGACAGUUGCAGUGUUUUGCCAAUAGAAUGCUUCAUCAUUUUUUUUUUUUUUUAAUUUUUUUUAUAAAAGUGCAACUUUUCUCAUGAAAUUGGCACUUUAAAGGGACACUAUAGUCACCAAAACAACUUUAGCUUAAUUAAGCAGUUUUGGUCUGUAGAUCAUGCCCGUGAAAUUUCACUACUCAAUUCACUGCCAUUUAAGAGUUAAAUUACUUUUGUUUCUGUACAUGCAGCCCUGGCCAGACCUCCCUGGCUGUGACUCACACAGCAUGCAUGAAAAAAUGCUUUCACUUUCAGUCACAUGUAACUUACUUUAAAAGUUUUUAUGUCCUGCGCUUUAAAUUUAAAACUUUAAUCACACACGGGAGGCUCCUGCAGGGCCCUGCAAGCUAUUAACAGUGCAAGAGAUAAGAAAUUCUAAAUUAUACAGAAUAUGCAAUAAAGGAAGUAUAAACAUUAGAAUAAUCUUUACAGGAAGUGUUUAGGAAGGCUGUGCAAGUCGCAUGCAGGGAGGUGUGACUAGGGUGCAUAAACAAAGUGAUUUAACUCUUAAAUGGCAUAGAAUUGAGCAGUAAGACUGCAGGGGCAUGAUCUAUACACAAAACUGUUGCAUUAAGCCAAAGUUGUUAAUGUCCUGCUUAACCCCUUAAGGACCGAGGACGGUUCAGGACCGUCAUCGGCAUUUUUGCCUUGCCGACCGAUGACGGUCCUGAACCGUCCAAACGGUCUGGGGGUACUUACCUGAUCGCCGUCGUUCCCCCGGCGGCGAUCAGUGUUCCUCCGGUUGUGGGGAGACUGCCUGCAGCCCAGACAGUCUCCCCACACUGAAUUAGGACCCCUGUGGCCAUGUGAUAGCUCAACACAGCGAUCACAUGGUCACAAUAGGUGUCCAUAGUGCUGCCUGCAGAGGGACUGCCUGUGCUGACAGGCAGUCUCCCUGCUAGUGUAAAAUCAGAAAAAAAAUUAAAGUUAAUGGUAAUAAAAAAAAUAAUAAUAAUUAUAUAUGUAUAAAUAUGAUAUAUAGACAUAUAUUAUAUCUAUAUAAUAUAUGUCUAUAUAUCAUAUAUAUAUAAUGUCAUACUAACUGUAUUUUUAUAUUAAUAUGUACUUAUAUUAAUAUAAAAAUACACUUAUAAUUAAAUUACACACGUAUAUAUAUAAUAUAUAUAAUAACUAUAUAUAUUGUGUAUAUAUAUAUUAUUAUAAAAUAUAAAUAAUAAGUAAUUUAAAUUAAAUAAAAAAAUUUUAAAAUAAUAAUAAAAAAUUUUAAAAAAAUUAUAUAGCUAUAUGAAAUUUUAUUCUAACUGUAUUUUAAAAUUAAUAUAUUUAUAUCAAAAUACACUUAGAAUGAAUUUGUAUAUAUAUCUAUGUAUAUAAAAAUAAAUAAAAAUAAUAAGAAAUAUACAUACGUCCAUAUACAAAAUUACAUAAAUAAUUAUAUAAAUAUAUACGUAGACUUCAAAUAUAUAAAUAUGCAUAUAUAUUUAAAUUCUACGUGCGUAUUUAUGUAAUAUUUUUACAUAAUUAAGCAAUUUUAUUGAUUGCAAUUUGAGGGACCUGCCUGCCAACCCAGGCCGAAAGUCCAGAGAAUUUAAUUUGCUAGCACUGUAUUUUACCCUGUAACGUUCUACGACACCCUAAAACCUGUACAUGGGGGGUACUGUUUUACUCGGGAGACUUAGCUGAACACAAAUAUUAGUGAUUCAAAACAGUAAAACAUAUCACAGCGAUGAUAUUGUCAGUGAAAGUGACUUUUUUUGCAUUUUCACACACAAACAGCACUUUUUACUGAUGAUAUAAUUGUUAUGAUACGUUUUCCAGUUUUUAAACACUAAUAUUUGUGUUCAGCGAUGUCUCCUGAGUAAAACAGUACCCCCCAUGUACAGGUUUUAUAGCAUUUUUGAAAGUUACAAGGUCAAAUAUAUGGGUCAAAUAUUUUUACAUUGAAAAUGGCCAGGUUGGUUACGUUGCCUUUGAGAGCGUAUGGUAGCCCAGGAAUGAGAAUUACCCCCAUGAUGGCAUACAAUUUGCAAAAGAAGACAACCCAAGGUAUUGCAAAUGGGGUAUGUCCAGUCUUUUUUAGUAACCACUUGGUCACAAACACUGGCCAAAAUUAACGUUCAAUUUAGUUUUUUUACUUUUUUCACACACAAAACAAAUAUGAAUGCUUACUUUGGCCAGUGUUUUCAACUAAGUGGCUACUAAAAAAGACUGGACAUACCCCAUAUUGAAUACUCUGGGUUGUCUACUUUAAAAAAAAUAUGUACAUGUGGCGUGUUAUUCAGAGAUUUAUGACAGAUAAUAGUGUUACAAUGUCACUAUUGAUAAAUUUUAAAAAUGUAUGUUUUGAAACCGCAAUAUCCUACUUGUACCUAUAGCCCUAUAACAUGCAAAAAAAAAGCAAAAAAGCACGUAAACACUAGAUAUUUUUAAACUCAGGACAAAAUUUUGAAUCUAUUUAGCAGUUUUUUUAAUUCGCUUUUGUAGAUGAGUAAAAGAUUUUUCAAGUAAAAGUCAAAAAACAUGUAUUUUUUUAAAUUUUUCAUCAUAUUUUUUUAUUUUUUUUAAAUUAAAAUACAUGAGAUUAUAUAAAUAAUGGUAUGUAAAGAAAGCCCAUUUUGUCCUGAAAAAACAAUAUAUAAUUUGUAUGGGAACAGUAAAUGAGAAAGCGGAAAAUUACAGCCAAACACAAACACCACAAAAGUGUAAAAAUAUUCCUGGUCGCAAAUGUACAACAUCGCAAAAACAGUCCAGUCCUUAAGGGGUUAAUGUCCUGCUUCUUUGCUUGGUGCCAAAAUUAAGUUAAAUGGGCGUCAGCAGCAAGCACAGAAAUCUGUUCAGUAAGCAAAGAACUGUGGUUAAAUACAUUGUAAAAUGAUGAAAAUUUGUCAUUUUCAGGUAAGUUGACUUAGUAAUUUUAUUCCAUCUCAACAAUUCUUUACUCAGUGGCAUAAUUACCAUGGUCGCCGGGGUUGCAGCUGCGAACGGGCCCCUCACUCCAGAGAUCAAAGUUGUGCUGUCAACCCCUGUGACUGGUGGGCCGAAAUAACUCCAGGGCCGGUGCACAAUCGCACCAGCCCAGGGUGCGCAGUAGCUGGGUGACUGCAUGUAGUGUGACUGAGCGGAAUACUAUCUCACAGGAAGUGCUCCCAGUGACACACAUGGAGUUUUUGGGACUCAGGGGGAAAAUGAGACACAUGAAGGGGCUGAGGGGGGCAGAAUGAGACACACAGGGGGCCCCAGGCCAAUUUUUACACUGGGGCCUGUGGUUUCUAGUUACGCCUCUCUUUUUACUCUAAACAUUGAGAGUUGGUUAUUUAGCUUUCCACAACUUACUCUUUAGUGAGUACAUUUCAAAAAACAGUUUUGCCUAGACUCCUAUGAUAAGACAACUGAGGAAAAUAUAAUAAUAUAGGCACACAUAUUGUUCAUGUCCACAUUGUAGUAUGUAAAUUCUUGGAUUUUUCCAAAUCUACACCAUCAUUUAUAAAUUGUAAUAUUCAAAUAUAGUAGUUAAAUUACGUUUGACUUUCUUGAGAUUUUUACUGAAGUAAUGUUUUUUUAAUUAUUAUUAAUUUUCAAAAUAUAUUUUUCUUGUUUUAUUCUAAGCCAAGAUAUAUAUCUCUGUGUAUUUACAGUAACUAUCAUAAUUUGUGAGUAAAGAUUGAUUAUGUCCAUCACAUGCCUUAAAUGUAGAGAUAAAUCCAGAAAAUGUAUCUUCGUAGGUAACAUAGGAAAAAUAAUCCAGAUUCCAACCCUUAAUAUAAUAUUUUUAGAUAAUGUAUAUAUUUUAUUCGUUAGGUACUGGUAUGCAUUGAAGUAUGGAUAUCUGGCAACAUUAUCCAAACAGAAAACAAAUGAUUCUGCAACUAAGAAGAAAAUAGCUGUGGAAGCCAUGACAGAUCUGAGCAUGCUACGUGUAUUUAAAACUUACCUAGAGAGCAUUCCCCAGCUAAUUCUUCAGAUUUACAUCCUGAUGGAGCAUGGCCGGAUAAGUAUUGUUCAAUGUAUGUGGACAGAUAUGUAUGAUUCCUUCCUGAUGUUUAAUCCUCUUAAAAAUAUUUGACAGAUUUUGGUAUCUCUGACAUUUUUAUUGUUGUUAGAUUAUAUAAGACCGUUUUUAAUCGAUUCUUUUUCGGUUUCAUAUAUCAUUGUUCCUUAAGAGGAUAAAUACACAUCCUUCUAGUAUGAAAAUGCAGCAAAAAUGAUGAAAUGAUUGAAUCGGUUUGCCAACUAGUGUUUAGUAUUAUUACUAUAUCCUAUUAUUUCAUUACAGGUUACCUCCUGUUUUGUAGCUACUCCUAGCAACCAGACCAUAUAGAACUAUCAGAGAAUGUUGACCAUCAAAGUAGACAAGUUUAUACAUAAUAGGAAGGCUUCUAAGGUAUGGCUUUCUGCUGUGAACACUAGGGUAGAGUAUGUGUGGGACAGUGGCUUGACACAAGAGUCAGGUCUUCAACACAGAUCAAUACAUGAAAAAAGAAUAUACCCAUGCAGAUAAGUGCUGCGGAAUUAGUUGGCACUAUAUAAAUACCAAUAGUAAUAAUAAGUGGGAAAAAAAAAAUCAUGUAAUUAUCGGUUAAUAAGGUUACCAUAUUUUUGGGAAAAAAUACUGCCCAUACUAAUUAGCAUAAUUAUAUAUAUAUAUAUAUAUAUAUAUAUAUAUAUAUAUCCGCUUAUAAAAAUGUGGUUAAUGACAUUUACUGUCCACACAGGAAAAGUUGUGCCGAGCAGCAACCUAAUCCACAGAAGGGUUAAUGCUGAGCAGCAAUUAUGCAAAUGGCAACCUGGUAACUGACUUUGGGGUCAAUGGCCGGUUACAGCCUAUCAGAUCUAGAGGAGGGGUAUUUAGGCCCAGUUCUCAUCCUGCUCAGUGCCCUGUUGUGGUUUCCCUUGUGGUUGUGCGAGAGUGCGUUCCUGUUUAUAGUUUUUGACUUUGGAUUUGUUUAUUGACUUCUCUAUAUUCUGGUAUCCUGACUCUUGGCUUUCCUCAUCGCUGCGUCCCUUUCUGUGUUCCCUGACCUCGGCUAGUAUUUUUGACUAUUCUAGGUACGUUAAAUCCGGCCAUUCUAAGGACCGGUAAUACGUUACUUAUUUGUCAUUCGUGCUAUACAGUUCUACGUGCUGGAUCAAACAGUAAUCCUGACAUUACGACAUGGCCAUAGAUCCUGUAGAACUGUGUCAGCACAUAGCUGCUUGCGAGAGGAAAUUAGAGGAGAAUGAUCACCGCAUGGAUCAAUUCGCUCAGGCUUUCAGUAUGCUUUCGCUAGAAUGGCGCAUCUGCAGCAUCUCCUCCUAUAGCACCUCUACCCUGUGUACCUCCACCCACUGUUAAUAUGACUCCUAGCAUCUUCUUAUCGCCAUCCCUACAGUUUGAUGGCAAUAUCCAGGAAUGCAGGGGUUUUCUUAAUCAGGUGGAGUACCAUUUUGAGGCCUCACCAGGGUCGUUCCCCACGGACAGAGCAAAAAUUGGUUAUCUAAUCAAUCAAUUAAAUGGCAAGGCCCUUGCCUGGGCUAAUCCGUUGUGGGAGAGUAAUCGGAGCAUUGCUCAUAAUUACCAGGAAUUCCUUGCCGAAUUCAAGCUCACGUUUGAGCCAUUGGGUAGAGAGGAUGACGCUUCCACUGCCCUAAUGCACAUCAGAUAAGGUAACCGGUCUAUCUCGGAUUAUGCUAUUGAAUUACGUACCUUAGCUUCCGACGUAGAUUGGACUAACAAUGGGUUAAUCUCAGCAUUCAAAAAGGGUCUCUCAGAGACUAUACUAGAUGAGAUAGCAGCUAAAGAAUUACCUAAGAGUCUUAACGAAUUUAUUACGUUUGUCAUGCAUAUUAAUAAUAGGUUAAGACUCCGAGAGGUCACCAGAAGCAAGACGAGACGUACGGCUAUGUCCCUAGCACCUCGAUUCUCUAAACCUGUUUUGUCUAACCUCCCUGUACAGUCCGAACCCAAACCUAUGCAGUUGGGGGGUCACUAGACUGUCUCAGGCUGAAAAACAGUAUAGGAGAAGGGAGGGGUUAUGCCUAUAUUGCAGUAGAAAGGGACAUAUGAUAACUAAUUGCCCAGUGCGUCCGGAAAACUUCCGCACCUAAGAACCUUAAGGGGACAGAUCUUAGGUGUGAUGGAGUUGUCCUCUAACAAAAACAAAAGUAGAUUCCUCCUUGAGAUAUCUAUUUCCCUUGAUAACAAGAAGUUUUCUUGCAGUGCCCUAAUGGACACAGGUGCUGCUGGAAAUUUUUAAUGAUGUCCAGUUUAUUAGGGGUAAUGAGAUACCGGUCAGGGAGAGACCUACGCCACUAGCUGUAGAGGCAAUUGAUGGUAGACCACUCACACAACCGCUUAUAACCCACGAAACUGUCCCUAUUACGAUCUCUAUUGGGGCCUCCCAUAGGGAGGAGAUGAUGUUUCAGGUUAUUACUUCUCCAUCAUGUCCUAUCAUAUUAGGGUUUCCGUGGCUGAGUAAGCACAAUCCCUAUAUUGACUGGGCUAAUGGGGAGGUAUUAGAAUGGGGUAAAGAGUGUAUGGGGAGAUGUAUAAAACCAGUACUAAAGAGAUUGGAUACUAUUGACAUUCCCACUACCACUCCCCAAACUCCUGGAGUUCCCAUACAAUACCGAGAACUUCAGGAGGUGUUUAACAAGGCUCAAUCCGAUGUAUUGCCUCCCCACAGAGCAUAUGACUGUGCCAUUAACCUGUUUCCAGGCGCUAUGCCACCUAAGGGGGCAGUUUAUGCCUUAUCUCCCCAGGAGAGUAAAAUAAUGGAGGAAUACAUCAAAGAAUCCUUGAGCAAAGGGCACAUAAGAGGGCACAUACUCACCUGCUGGUGCAGGAUUCCUUUUUGUUGAGAAAAAGGGUGGUGAGUUACGCCCUUGCAUAGACUACAGGUCACUUACUAAUCACUGUAAAAAAUGCAUAACCUAUCCCACUCAUUUCCGAAUUGUUCGAUAGACUUCAGGGAGCUAAAGUAUUUACUAAGCUUGACCUUAGGAGCUCUUACAAUUUGGUUAGAAUUAAAGAGAAUCAUGAGUGGAAGACGGCAUUUAAUACCCGUAGUGGACACUAUGAAUAUCUGGUAAUGCCAUUUGGGUUAUGCAACGCCCCGGCCGUAUUCCAAGACUUUGUAAAUGAUGUACUCAGGGAAUUCAUUUACUCAUUUGUCUUGGUUUAUUUGGACGAUAUUUUGGUGUAUUCCCCUGAUCUUCAAACUCACCACUCCCAUGUGAAACAGGUUCUGCAGACGUUGUUGAAAAAUAAACUUUAUUGUAAAUUAGAAAAGUGCAUAUUUGACCAGCCUGAAGUCCACUUUUUGGGUUACAACAUCUCUGAAUCGGGAUUUCAAAUGGAUCCUAAAAAACUAGAGGCUGUACUACACUGGCCAUUACCCUCUGGUUUAAAAGCCAUUCAAAGGUUUAUUGGUUUUGCUAACUAUUACAGAAGAUUCAUCAAGGGAUUUUCUUCUGUAAUCGCCCCAUCAAUAAUAUGACUCGCAAAGGGGUUAGUAGCACGGUAUGGUCCAAAGAUGCUGUGAAUGCUUUUGAGACUCUUAAAUAAAGAUUUGCCUCUGCGGACAUACUAAACCAUCCCAACACCAGUAAACCUUUUAUAUUGGAGGUUGAUGCAUCUGAGACAGGGGUAGGGGCUGUUCUCUCUGAGAGAAAGCCAGGGAACACCAUUGCAUCCUUGUGGCUACUUCUCCAGAAAGAUGUCUCCUGUUGAGCGCAACUACAAUAUUGGCAAUAGAGAACUGUUGGCCAUUAUUCUUGCCCUCAAGGAGUGGCAACAUCUUUUGGAGGGUUCCAAGGACCCUCUGUUGAUCAUAACCGACCACAAAAACCUGGCAUAUAUAGGGGAUGCCAAACGUUUGUCUUCCAGACUUGCUAGAUGGUCACUGUUCCUUUCACGUUUUAACUUCUUCAUUACUCAUAGACCUGGUUCUAAAAAUACCAAGGCUGAUGCCUUGUCCAGGCAAUUUGAUAAUGCGUCCGCUCCGGAAUAGGUGACAUCUCCUAUUAUUCCACUAGAGUGUAUUAUUGCUACUAUUGUCCUCUCACUGUCUUCUCCACUGCUUGGCACCAUACUGGAGGCCCAGCCUCAGGCGCCCAGUGGUAAACCGUGUGAUAAACUGUUCGUUCCCCUAUGUGAAAGGGUUAAUAUCAUGAAAGUGUUCCAUGACAAUAUAACUGCUGGACACCCGGGCAUCAAUAAGUCCACUGCCGCGAUCACUAGAUCAUUUUGGUGGGAUUCACUCAGGAAAGAUGUAAAGGAGUAUGUGCAGGCAUGUUCUGUGUGUGCAGUUUCUAAGGUGACUCAUGCACUUCCUUGUGGCCUGUUGCAGCCUCUUCCUGUUCCUGAGAUUCCAUGGUCCCACUUAUCCAUGGACUUUAUUGUUGAGCUUCCUAGCUCUGCUGGGUUCACUACUAUUCUCAUGGUUGUAGACCGAUUUUUCUAAGAUUGGCUCACUUCAUUCCUCUCAAGAAGUUGCCAUCUUCGCAAGAAUUGGUCCUAAUUUUCAUACGUGAAAUUGUCCGUUUGCAUGGCAUCCCUCACAAUAUUGUGUCUGAUAGGGGCUCUCAGUCUGUGUCCAGGUUCUGGAGGGCGUUCAGUAAACAAUUGGGGAUUGAUCUCUCCUUCUCCUCCUCCUACCAUCCACAGACCAAUGGUACAGCUGAGAGGGCUAAUCAGUCAUUAGAAGUUUAUUUGCGUUGUUUUAUUAAUAGCACACAGGACAAUUGGUCUGAACUACUCCCGUGGGCCGAGUUCGCUAGAAACAAUGCUGUUCAUAACUCCUCUGGGCACAGUCCAUUUUUUGUCAAUAAUGGUAGGCAUCCUAUGGUUCUACCUGCGGUAUUUUCUGAUACUGCCAUUCCUGCUCUGGAUGAGCAUCUGGCCUUCGUUCGGGAUUACCUGGGUUAAGGUUCAAACUGCUCUAGGGGCUGCUGCUGAACGCUUCAAACAUUUUGCUGAUAAGCAUAGGAGUGCCAACCCGGUGUACCAAGUGGGGGACCGGGUUUGGUUGUCAUCUCGCAACAUCAAGCUUAAGGUCCCUAGCAUGAAGUUUGCCCCCAGAUUCCUUGGUCCCUAUAAAGUGCUUUGUAGGAUCAAUCCAGUGUCUUACUCUCUGGCUCUUCCUGCAUCUUUGGGGGUUCCCAACACUUUUCAUGUGUCCUUACUCAAACCUCUUGUCUGCAAUAGAUAUACAGUUCCUUGUGUUCCUCCCCUCCGGUGGUGGUGGGUGGUCAGGAGGAGUAUGAAGUAUCUUCUAUCGUGGAUUCUAGGUUUUCUCGGGGCACUUUACAGUACUUGGUUGUUUGGAAAGGUUACGGUCCUGCUGAUCGUUCUUGGGUUUCAGCUCUUGACCUGCAUGGGGGCCGUAAGAUCCGCGCUUUUCACGCCAAAUUAACAUGGGAUGGGGGGCGGGAGGGAAAGGGACACUGCAGGGUCCUACAGUGCCAGGAAAACAAAUAUGUUUUCCUGGCACUGGAGAAUCCCUUUAAGGACUUCUGUUCAAUAAUAUAUUUAUUCCCUACUAUACAUAAAUAUAUACAUGACAUCACAGGACACAAUGUCACUUGAUGUUAAGUAACAUCUAUAGGAAAAAAAAACACUUGAAAGGGGAAAAAAAUUCUUUAAAUCACCAGGACACUAUUUACUAUGUGUGUCUGUCUAACUGUACAUGUAGCAUUCGGUAUAUGUAGCAGCGUGUAUGUAUACUAUCUGGAUGAGUGUGAGAAUAGUAGUGUGUAUAGCAGUGUGUCAUUCUCUAAAUGUGUGUUUAACAUUGUGUACCUGCUGUUGUCUAUAUGUGUGUGUCUUUGUGUGUAUGAUUUGUCUAAGUGUGUGCCAGGUGGCAACCCUAUCUGACAAUGAUCUAAAGUGUUUGUAAUGUAAAAAACAUUUUUUACUAUAGGCAAAAAAUACCAACAUUUUUUCAAAUAAAUAUGUUUAAUUCUACCUUUUAUUUUCUUGUAUAAUGUUCUUACUGGUAAAGGCAGGAGGACAACGUGAAGAGAAAUGUUUUAAUGAAACUGAGAUUUAUAUUGAUGUUCUCAGAUAAAAGGAAUUUAGUACAUACACAAUGAUCCAUAAAUGGUGAAUUUGCAGCAAUAAACUGGCCUAACAAUUUGGAGGCAAUUUGCUUUGUUCAAGUUAGAUGUAAUUUACUGUGUUUAAUAAACUACAAAUAGAAUGAGAAAAGAAAAUUGAACAAAACUUAAUAUCAAAAUAUCUUUGAAAUGAAAAAAAGAAAAGCCUACAUAAAAAAUGGCUCCUUGAAGAAUCAAAAAUACUUUGUACGCCAGCAUGCUAAAACAUGCCUAUACUUUGCAGAUAAUUCAAAUGUGUUUUACCAUUAAAAAAAACUAAACUAAUAAAUAAAAAUUGUCAAAAAAACCUACAAGCUAAACUAUUUAUGGUCUAUGUUAAUGCAAUUUAGAUUUAUUUUCCACAAACUUUUACCAACCACCCAUUAAAAAAUUAACAAAUGUUAAAAAAAACAAAAACAGACCAAUAUAAAAUCUGUAAUCUAGUGUCUGGACAAUUCCUCUGUGCAGUCACUCUACCUUUUCUGAGAACAUAACUUGUGAUCAUCUCUGUCUAAUUCAGUAGCAUCAAGGACGCUAGCGCAAUCCGCUGUUGCAAGCAUUGAAUCCUCUCCACGAGACGCACUAACAGCAUCUGUCGUCAUCAUGCUAUGAAGACGAUGCCAAACAUAAAGACCUUCAAAAAUCAAAACUUCUCAAUGAGGAAGCUACUCUAGUUGCCCUAAGCCUAACUGCCACUACAGAUGUGAUUUUAGGCAAAAUAUCAACAUUGCUGUUUUAAGAAAAUACACUGUAUUACAAAUUUGACUGGAGCUAAAAUCACAUGUUUUCUGCCUAUUUUGUUUUUAUUUUCUAUUAUUUGUAAUUGUCCUUAUAACUUGAAAAUGAUGGCAUCCCUCCCAACACAGAGAUAUGUGAGCAAGGCAAGAGGAUGGAGACAGCACGGACAAGAGAAAAAACAAGAUGUGAUUAUGUAUACAUUUUCCCGGUUUGUUAAUGUUAGAAAUGAAAACAUAAUAAUGCUGUGGUUCACCCCCAACUCAAAAUUACAACAAAAAACAUUGAUCUGCAAACACACAAAAUAAUUCCCAGUUGCCCAGUUAGAUUGAACUUUUCUUCUUGGGUGCCUUGUCUGUUGUGUCUUUAGUCAUUGAUUUGUGUAGAUUCCCAUGUUCAUAGUGUUUUGUUUAUUUCAGACGCCUCCAUUUUGGUGUCAGUAUCCAGUAUUUCAUGGUCUACUGUCGACUACCAGAUGUGCUUACGGAAAUCUCUGCCGGGAACAAAAGGAAUGAAUGUUGGGUUACCUGCCAUCACUUACGUACUGUACAAGUUUUUCACUCUGACCUCGUGGAUAGUGAGCAUCGUGUUUCUCCUCUCCUGCAAACCCUACCUGUUUGCUAUUCUUAUGACUGUGCUAGGGGUAGCAGGCUUGUGUUGGACAUUGAAGCAGGAAACGGCCUUCUGCAGUACCUCGGGAAUGGAAAUCCUGUAUAGAAUUAUAAUUGGAUUUAUACUUAUUUUUACCUUUUUCAAUGUAAAAGGACAAAAGACUAAAAUCCCAAUCUCGGUUUACUAUUUCGUCAGGGUGCUUACCGUCACAGGGAUUCUCACAUUGUGCUUCUAUUAUAAACCUAAUUUAACGCGCACUUUACUUUUCACUAUUUUAAGCAUUGCUACUGUUCUUUCCUUGGGAUUAGGCAUAAUCUCGUUAAUCCUUUACUAUGUGUGUUUUCACCCAACCCUAUGUGCUAAGGAAAUGGUGGGAGAUACAGUUGAUGGGGACUCAUCUGAGCAAGUUAGCAGAAUGAAACGUUUUAUAAUGCCUUAACAAAUGUAUUUUUAUUUUUGUUUUAAAUAGAAUGUUAGUAUUUAAAUAAACUAGAAUGUGUUUAUACAGCGAUGUGACGCUCAUUUCUAAGUUUUACUUAUUAUUACUGUUGUUGUUAUCAUUAAUAUUAUUGUCAUUUAUAAAGCGACAACAUAUUCUGCAGUGCUGUACAAUUGUACAGAACAAAGUGAAAAACAUGCCACCAUAAUGAGCAUUCAGGUUUGGAAGAUACCAGCAAUC
Molecule: messenger RNA, 24650 nt
Organism: Pelobates cultripes (western spadefoot toad)
Lineage: Eukaryota; Metazoa; Chordata; Amphibia; Anura; Pelobatidae
Source: the annotation of a GenBank genome assembly